AUGUGGUGUGUCCUAAGAAGCUGGAGUCAAUGCGCUGGCACGCGUCGCACCUUGGCACAGGGAGCCCGCGCAAUGGCCAGUGUGGGCUCCAGGAGUGGGGAUGAGUACAGCUACAUUGUGGUGGGUGCAGGCUCAGCGGGCUGCGUGCUGGCAGGACGGCUCUCGGAGGAUCCCCUGGAUCGUGUGCUACUGGUGGAGGCUGGGCCCAAGGACACGUACGCAGGGAGCAAGAGGCUCCUAUGGAAGAUCCACAUGCCCGCAGCCCUCGUGGCCAACCUGUGCGAUGACAGAUACAACUGGUACUACCACACAGAGCCACAGCCGGGCCUGGAUGGCCGCAUGCUGUACUGGCCACGCGGCAGAGUCUGGGGUGGUUCUUCAUCACUCAACGCCAUGGUUUACAUCCGCGGCCAUGCUGAGGACUACAACCGCUGGCACCAGCAAGGUGCCGUAGACUGGGACUAUGCGCACUGCCUGCCCUACUUCCGCAAAGCGCAGAGCCACGAGCUAGGUGCCAGUAGAUACCGAGGCGGUGAAGGCCCCCUGCGUGUGUCUCGGGGCAAGAGCAACCACCCACUGCACCAGGCUUUCCUGGAGGCAGCACAGCAGGCUGGCUACCCAUUCACUGAGGACAUGAACGGCUUCCAGCAGGAAGGCUUUGGCUGGAUGGACAUGACCAUCCAUAAAGGCAAGCGCUGGAGUACAGCCUGCGCCUACCUUCACCCAGCAUUGAGUCGCCCCAACCUAAAGACCGAGGUCCAGACAUUUGUAAAUAAGGUGCUGUUUGAAGGUACCCGUGCCGUGGGUGUGGAAUAUGUCAAGAAUGGCCAAAGCCACAGGGCUUAUGCCAACAAGGAGGUGAUUCUGAGUGGAGGUGCCAUCAACUCCCCUCAGCUGCUCAUGCUCUCAGGUGUUGGGGAUGGAGACGACCUCAAGAAACUUGGCAUCCCUGUGGUGUGUCACCUCCCAGGAGUUGGCCAGAACCUCCAAGACCACCUGGAAUUAUACAUCCAGCAAGAGUGCACCCGCCCUAUCACCCUCCACUCUGCACAGAAGCCCUUACGGAAGGUCCAGAUUGGCCUGGAAUGGCUCUGGAAGUUCACAGGGGAUGGCGCCACUGCACAUCUAGAAACCGGUGGGUUCAUCCGGAGCCAGCCUGGGGUUCCUCAUCCCGACAUCCAGUUCCAUUUCCUGCCUUCUCAAGUGAUUGACCAUGGGCGGGUACCUACCCAGCAGGAGGCUUACCAGGUGCAUGUGGGGACUAUGCGGAGCACAAGUGUGGGCUGGCUAAAACUGAGAAGCGCCAACCCCCGGGACCACCCUGUGAUCCAACCCAACUACUUGUCCACAGAAGCCGACAUUAAGGAUUUACGUCUGUGUGUGAAGUUGUCCAGAGAAAUUUUUGCACAGAAAGCCCUGGAUCCAUUCCGAGGGAAGGAACUCCAGCCAGGAGGCCACGUGCAAUCAGACAAAGAGAUAGACGCCUUUGUGCGAGCGAAAUCGGACAGCGCUUACCACCCCUCGUGCACCUGUAAGAUGGGCCAGCCCUCCGACCCCAUGGCCGUGGUGGAUCCACAGACCCGAGUCCUCGGGGUUGAAAACCUGAGGGUUGUUGAUGCCUCCAUCAUGCCCAGUGUGGUCAGUGGCAACCUGAACGCCCCCACGAUCAUGAUCGCAGAGAAAGCAGCUGACCUGAUUAGGGGGCAGCCUGCACUCUUUGACAAGGAUGUCCCCGUCUACAAGCCUAGGACCCUGGCCACCCAGCGUUAA
This is a messenger RNA of Chrysochloris asiatica (Cape golden mole), 1770 nucleotides long. RefSeq names its product choline dehydrogenase (gene CHDH). The transcript is spliced from 7 exons. Gene Ontology annotation, cellular component: mitochondrial inner membrane. The record is from RefSeq and is a predicted model, not a curated record. Bases 1 to 1770 code for a protein of 589 amino acids. NCBI's taxonomy places the organism in Eukaryota, Metazoa, Chordata, Mammalia, Afrosoricida, Chrysochloridae. Gene Ontology annotation, molecular function: choline dehydrogenase activity; flavin adenine dinucleotide binding.